Messenger RNA from Durio zibethinus, 2054 nucleotides. RefSeq names its product protein neprosin-like. The record is from RefSeq and is a predicted model, not a curated record. NCBI's taxonomy places the organism in Eukaryota, Viridiplantae, Streptophyta, Magnoliopsida, Malvales, Malvaceae.
CAUGUGUAUCUCCUUUCUUUCUUUCUAACAACCAAAAAUAACCGUCUCUUCUUGUCAAUUUAUCCAUCUUCGUCAUUUCACCCAUCCUUUUUAGCAAAGACUAGUGAGUGAGAGAGGCGUCGGCGGUUGGCUUGGAUUCUUGUGGAAAAAAUAGCUAGCUAGGACCCUUGUGUUUUUGUCUUAAAAAGAUUCGUCUGUUUUAUAAUAGCCAAGGUUGGUGGAGGGUUGUGCAGGAUAUACAGUUCAAUGUCAAGCUCAUCCCCAAUAUCCCCAAGCUUUUAUUUCAUUGCUUUCUUCUUGCCUUAACCUCUAGGGUACUAGCUGGAAGCCAUCUUUACCUUUUUUUUUUUUUUUUUUUUGGUGCUAAUGACUAUGGGGAUGCAGUGUUUUCUGAGCAGAGAGAAGAGCAGGUUCUUGCUCAUGUUGUGCAUCUUGUUGGUUUUUUUUAUAGAGAUGACACCCACUACAGCUAGCAGAAGCAGCAGCUCAUCUACUCAAGAUCUGGAGGUUCAAACCCAGUUGAAGCUCUUGAACAAGCCUGCUGUUAAAUCUAUCAAGAGCCCAGACGGAGAUAUAAUCGACUGCAUCAAAAUCACCCAUCAACCAUCUUUUGAUCAUCCUUUACUCAAAAACCAUACAAUUCAGAUGACACCAAAUUUUCACCCAGAAGGUAUUUUUGCUCAAAACAAGGUUUCAUCAUCAAGGACCAUUACACAGCUGUGGCACUUGAAUGGAAGGUGUCCAGAGGGAACAAUUCCCGUAAGAAGAACUAAAAAAGAUGAUUUGUUAAGAGCAAGCUCUAUCAAAGCAUUUGGUAAAAAGAAGCACAUAACCAUCCCUCAACCAAGGUCUGCAGCUCCUGACCUCAUCAGUCAAAGUGGCCAUCAGCAUGCAAUAGCUUAUGUGGAUGGAGAUAAGUAUUAUGGAGCUAAGGCAACCAUAAACGUUUGGGAACCCAAAAUACAGCAAUCUAAUGAAUUCAGCUUGUCCCAAAUCUGGAUCUUGGGAGGUUCUUUUGGCGAAGAUCUCAAUAGCAUUGAAGCAGGUUGGCAGGUGAGUCCAGAUUUAUAUGGAGAUAACCGCACUAGACUCUUCACUUAUUGGACUAGUGAUGCAUAUCAAGCCACUGGUUGCUAUAAUCUCCUCUGCUCAGGCUUCAUUCAAAUCAACAAUGAAAUAGCCAUGGGUGCUACCAUCUAUCCUGUUUCUGGUUAUCAUGGUUCCCAAUAUGAUAUAAGCUUACUUAUGUGGAAGGACCCAAACGAGGGGAACUGGUGGAUGCAAUUUGGUAAUGACUAUGUGCUAGGUUACUGGCCAGCCUUCCUCUUUUCCUACCUGUCCGACAGUGCCUCCAUGAUUGAGUGGGGAGGAGAGGUUGUAAACUCGGAAUCAGAUGGACAGCAUACUUCCACCCAAAUGGGUAGUGGCCAUUUCCCCAAAGAAGGUUUUGGGAAAGCUAGUUACUUUAAGAAUAUUCAAAUUGUUGAUGGAUCCAAUAAUCUCAGGGUUCCUAAAGACAUUGGCACUUUCACUGAGCAAUCCAACUGCUAUGAUGUGCAAAUUGGCAAGGGUGGCAAUUGGGGCAGCUACUUUUACUAUGGUGGUCCUGGUCGAAGCCCUGACUGCCCCUGAUCAUUUAAAGCUUAGACAAGAAAGUCAGGUAACCAUGAAAUGUUUAGAAAAGAACAUUCAUCAAUCCACGUGCAUGCCCUUAAAGUUAGACUUGUAAAUUUGUGAAUCAUGUUUUCACCUCUAGAUUGUAGCAAUACAAGGUUAUAAACUCAGCCUAAAAUUUGUUGUGAGGCAGGGAGGUAUUCCUAGCAGAUAUUCUUUGUUUGGACAUAUGAGAGUAUAUUUUGAAUUGUUGCUGGUUUUCUACUUUCUUGGGCUGCUGUCAGAAUGUAUCCAAGCCGAAUUGUUCUUAAACAGCUCAAUUAAAGUUGAGUUUAAUUGUACGUACAAACAAAUAAAGCUCAAGGCAUCGUACCAAUGCCCAAACUCAUCAACGUGAAAUGAAGUUAAUAUUUCUUGUAGGGAUCAAAUCAAUUUCAUGU